UUAGGAUGGCUGUUGAUGGAAGAUAUAUUUUCAUAGUUUUUGACGUUCUUAUAGCUAUAGGUUGUUGUCUGGGCAAUCUGCUGGUGAUAUGGGCCGUGUGGAAGAGCGGAGCCCUAAAUCAACCCACUUUCUGUUUGAUCGUAUCACUGGCGAUGGCAGAUUUUUUGGUUGGAUGUGUGGUUGUCCCGCUUUCUGUAGUCGAGGUGCUCAACAUUGAAAUGUCUUUCCAUGCGUGUCUCUUUAUAAAUUGCGUUCUCAUUGUACCGCUUCAAGCCUCAUUGCUCACCCUCCUGGCUAUUGCUUUGGAUCGAUACCUGAGAGUUUGUAUUCCCUUCAGGUAUAAGUCAACAGUAACUAAAAGACGCUCUUGGGUUCUCGCUGCUGUGUGCUGGAUGUUGGCGUGUCUGCUCGGCUUCUUACCAAUGUAUGGAUGGAACAAACCUCACACUUUGAAACGUCACAACUCCACCUUAAACUGUGAAUUUACAGCCGUCAUUUCCUUUUCAUAUCUGGUCAACUUUAUUUUCUUUGGUACUUUUAUUCCUCUGUUGGCCAUCAUGGUUGCUUUGUAUUGUUACAUCUUUUUUAAAGUUAGAAGGCUGAAGGGAAAGACGGGUAUUGCUGAAUCCGGUGCAUAUAACCAUAAGGAACACAACCUGGCCGGAUCACUGGUUUUGGUUUUGGCUCUGUGUGUUGCAUGCUGGCUCCCAUUACACAUCAUGCACGCCAUUCAUUUCUAUUUCCAAAGUAUACGAGUGCCUUCUGAUGUCAUUUAUUUUGGUGUCGUAGUAUCUCAUGCUAACUCAGUUGUCAAUCCAGUUGUAUACGCCCUGAAGAUACCUAAGAUUAAGGCGGAGUUCAGAAAGGUUUGGAGAAGCCUGAUUGGCCCACAGCAGCAGACUACAGAGUCAUUGGAUUUAUAAAGUUACAGUGAAAAUCAAUCAGGUUCAGUGGUGUCAAUUCAACUGAUUGUGUUCUAAGUGCAAAAUUUAAAGGGCACCUAUUAUGCAAAAAAUUACUUUUACAAUGUGUUUGGACAUAAAUGUGUGUUGGCAAUGAACACAAAAACCCUACAAUGAAAAAAAAUGUAUCCCCAUGAAACCAGAGCAGUCCCAUCAGAUAUGCUGUUUUGAUCUCUUGUUGUUAAUGUGAUGUCAUACUGAUAAAGCCCCGCCCACAGCCACUGACUGACUGGUUAAUAUUUACCAAAAGCUUUUGUAAAUGUGUUUGUUAGCAUGUUGUAGCGCUAAUGUGGCUAAAUAUAUUAUUGUCUCAGACUGUAUUCACAGGAAUCACAUCUGUUUUUAUCCAAAAUCACUCACUGUCUCUUUUUGUAAGGAAAUGAGAAGCAGUAGCUCAUUUGCAUUUAAAGGUACACACUUGAAAACAGCACGUUUUGGCUUCCACCCAAACAGGGACAUUCUUGUCUUCAAAUCUCUUGUUUAUUUUUAUGCUUGUAUUAAGUUUGUCUGGGUUGUAUUAUUAGUUGUAAUGAUUAUUGCUGUUAAUGUUGAUUAUUUCAUUGUACGUUGUCCUUGAGUGUCUAGUAAGGCGGCAUAUAAAUAAAAUGUAUAAUAAUAAUAAUAAUAAUAAUAAUAAAUCCAAAAAUGUACAUUCUGUUGCUAUUUACAAACCAAUAUGUCAUUUUAAAUAUGUUAGACAAUGUUUUAUCUAUCAGAAGUUCUCUGA
Misgurnus anguillicaudatus (oriental weatherfish) is the source of this 1689-nucleotide messenger RNA. Lineage: Eukaryota; Metazoa; Chordata; Actinopteri; Cypriniformes; Cobitidae. The record is from RefSeq and is a predicted model, not a curated record.